AUGGAUGUUAAACUGGAUUUGACUAUCCACGCUGUCGUUUUCAUCCUACUUACUGUUGUUCCUUUUGGAUGUGCGCAUUUCGACGCGCAGUCGGUCCCUCUGCAGAGACUGAGACGUCAGACCUCAACAGCAAAACCAGCACUCAAGGUGACGGAUUACCAUGUGCGAUGUUCUGUAGUGUCUCGCUAUGCUGUAACCACAGUAGAAAGCACCGUAUGGAACCAACUCCACAUUACUAAAGAGGCGGCCUUUGAGGUGGAUUUAUCUUCAUCUGCAUUUAUUUCCAACUUUACCAUCACCUCAAAUGGUAAGGUGUAUGUGGCUCAGGUGAAGAGGAGAACUGAUGCCAGGAAGAUCUAUGACACCGCUAAGAAGCAGGGGAAAACGGCAGGACUUGUUGCUACUAAGGAACGUGAGAUAGAGAGGUUCCGUGUAGCAGUCAACGUGCCACCUGGGACUCGCGUCUCUUUCUCGCUGACUUAUGAGGAGCUGUUAUCACGACGUCUUGGCCGUUAUGAGCUGUCUCUGGGUCUGCGGCCUGGUCAACCUGUGCAGAACAUCUCCCUGGAUGUCAGCAUAUCAGAGCGGACAGGCAUCGGCUUUAUCAGAGCUCUGCCACUGCGAACCAGCCGACUGCUAACCAACAAUGUUCAAGUGGAUGCAGAUCCUCCUCCAUCAACUAAGGUCAAGCACAAUCCUUACUGCGCACAUGUGCACUAUACUCCCACCAUACAGCAACAGAAGAACAUCUCCCCCAGAGGUCUCAAUGCAGACUUCAUCAUUCAGUAUGACGUGGAGCUCAAAGACCCCAUGGGGGACAUUCAGGUGGAUGAUGGUUACUUUGUUCAUUACUUUGCACCUCGAGGACUUCCUGUAGUUCCUAAAGAUGUCAUCUUUGUCAUUGACAUCAGCGGCUCUAUGAUUGGCACAAAAAUCAAGCAGACAAAGGUAGCAAUGACCACCAUACUGAGUGACCUACGUGAGGGAGAUUACUUCAAUCUUAUCACUUUCUCAGAUAAAGUCCACACCUGGAAGAAAGGCCGCACUGUGCGGGCCACUCGGCAAAAUGUGAGGGAUGCCAAGGAAUUUGUCAGGAAGAUAAUCGCAGAGGGCUGGACAAACAUCAAUGCAGCUCUACUGUCUGCGGCCCAGUUGCUAAAUCCAUCCUCACACUUGUCUUCAUCCACUGGUCUUGCGCCUUCGUCUCACCGUGUUCCCAUGAUCAUCUUCCUGACUGAUGGAGAAGCCACUAUUGGGGAGACAGAACCAGAUGUGAUUCUACGCAAUGCACAGAAUGCUUUAGGUUUAGUUUCGUUAUUUGGCUUGGCCUUUGGAGAUGAUGCUGAUUUUCCAAUGUUGAGAAGGCUGGCUUUGGAGAAUCGGGGUGUGGCUCGGAUGGUAUAUGAGGACGAUGAUGCAGUUGUCCAGUUGAAAGGUUUCUAUGAUGAAGUCGCCAGCCCUCUGCUUUCAGAUAUCCAGCUGUCCUAUCUAGACGAUCAGGUGUAUGAUAUCACUCGCUCUCUGUUCCCCAACUACUUCCAGGGCUCUGAAUUGGUAGUCACAGGUCGACUUAAGCCAGGUGUACAGGAUCUAAAGGUUACGUUAACAGCAAACGAUUCAAAGCAGAAAGUCAAAGUGGAGAAUGAGCUACCAUUGGCCAAAGCAGUUGUAAAUGGCAAAGAACCGUCUCUGGGCUGUGCACAGGCACUGGAUGGUAUUCCUAGCUUUGUUCAUCGGCUCUGGGGUUAUUUCACAAUCAAAGAGUUGCUCUUGGCUAAAAUGAACACCUCUGAUGUGUUUAUACAGCGUCUUCUUGUAGAUAAAGCCACCAACCUUUCGCUGAAGUACAAUUUUGUAACACCGGUCACGUCGUUGGUUGUGAUCAAACCAGAUAUCGAUGACCCCGAACCUACUAUUAGCUCUUCCGUUGUGGCUACUACUAGCAAGACGUCAACUAGUACCGUAACUGGUUCUACAAACGUGACAAAUCAGACCUCUCACGCUACACCUAAAGUAUCUUCCACGUCUGCAUCAGGAAAAAAAUCCAGCUCGAUCUCACCUCCAAAAACAAGCAAACCUCCUGUCACCAAAUCUGUACGAGCACAUCCACCACCCUCAGGGAUUCACACCACAGGUCGACCUCCCAACACUUCUGUUUCCCUUAACAAAACAAUCCCUCCUCCAUCACCUAAGAAGACCACUACAGGACCACUUAAGGCCACCUCUACCCCACUUUCCAGCAAGCCAUCCUCCUCACCUUCAAGUACCAUCAAAACCAUACCAGCCUUGGCUAAGAUUUCAAACACUCCUGUCAGUUCAGCGAAAACCACUUCUUCCUCUCCACCAGUCAAAAGCACAACGUUAGCCACCUUAGUCAAAACUGCACCAUCUGUGGUGAAAGACUCUUCCACAGAUGUUGAGAACUCUACUACCUCAGGACUCACAACGCUUGAACAGGGAAAACAAACAUUAACCUCCACAACAUCUACCACAGAUGCUAAUUCAGACAUUCAGGUUGAACUGGAAGUGGCCACACUGAUGGCUCCUUCGUUUUUGCCCAUGCCAGGAAUGACAGAUGCACCAAAGUUGUGGGAAGCCUCUCGUUUUCUGGAUGUGUCCUCAUCUAUCCAGAUUCAGAGGAAAGAUAUUGAACUUCUUAAAGAUUAUGAUACAGCACAUGACUACGACUAUGACUACAACAUCCAUUACGAGUCAUAUUCCGAUGCUGAGGUGUCUGACCCAGAUAACCAACCCAGUUUAAGUUCAGUUAGAGUGUUCUCCUCCUCAGUGGAUGGAGACCCACAUUUUGUUGUUCAGCUCCCAAAGCUCCAUCAGAACUUGUGUUUUACCAUCGAUGGAAGGGCUGAUGAUAUACUACGGCUUCUUGUGGACCCAGACAAAGGCAUUAUUGUGGAUGGGCAUUUAAUGCUGGCUCCUUCUAAAGAGGGGCUGGAGAAUCGUACUCGUACCUUCUUUGACAGGAUUUCCAUCACUGCAGCCAAAGGUGCCAUUAUGAUCACAUUAACACUGGACUCAGUACAAGUGGAAGUGGAUGGGAAGGAAAUUGAGACGCUGCCCACCAAUCAGAGAGGAUCCGUGGAGUGGGAUGGCAUGAGAAUUACAGUUGAAGAACACCACAGCUGUUGGAUUGAGCUCGGGGUUGGUGUGCAGUUCCUCAUUCUCUUCCAUCACUACAACCAUCCCAAAUACUUUCAAAUGGAGCACCUGGGCUUCUAUAUUGCAGAUGGAAAGGGGCUUUCUCAUCUCACUCAAGGGCUGUUGGGCCAGUUUCAACAUACUCUUAUGGAGGUCAUAAGGGUUUCAAGGGAUCAAGCUGGUUUCCAUCAUGCACAAACAAAUAUGAAUACUUCACUGGCCAGGGGUUUUCUAAAGAAAGGAGACGAGCAUUUUCCUGUCACUCUACAAGACAAGAUUCUGAAGGACUCAUCCAGAAAGCGACACUCUGCUCAGUGUUGGGUAGUGCCAAAGGUGGAUGUAGAGAGACUUCUGGGCCAGUCCUAUGAGAGCUAUGUCGUGGCUCACCAAUAGAUAACCUUCAUACCAUGUCUCUACAUCUACAGAGUUAUAAAAGGUACAGAAAAAACACUGGAACUUGAAUGUUUUUCUAUUUGACAGUGAAAAAAACAACUGAUGGGGGAGAGAAUAGGAAUAUACACAAACUGUGAUGAACAGAAGGAUGUUUCUAAAGCAUUGACUGGUCCAAAUAUUUGCAUUUGAACAUAAUGGUACAAUACCAUUCAAAGGUUUGUGGUCAGUCAGUUUUGUUUUUGAAAGAAAUCACUGUAAGUAUGCAUUCAAUUGACCAAAAACAUUUCUAAUCUUAAAAAUAUUUAAAUUUAUAUAUAUAUAUAUAUACACAUACACACGCACGCACACGCACACACACGCGCACACACACACACACACACACUUAUAUUAAAUAAGUGCUUCCUUGGUGAAAAAACAUAAAAAAAUCUUGCUGAUAUCAGUGCAUUUUUCAGUAAAUUAACUAUUUAAUAAAAUUAAUAUUUAAUGUUCUCUUUGGGAUGAGAUGAUGAAAAAAAUAUUCUAAUAUUCCUGUUCGCAUUAUGUAUGUGUGUG
Onychostoma macrolepis is the source of this 4101-nucleotide messenger RNA. It is a transcript of the gene itih6, whose product is annotated as inter-alpha-trypsin inhibitor heavy chain family member 6. Lineage: Eukaryota; Metazoa; Chordata; Actinopteri; Cypriniformes; Cyprinidae. The record is from RefSeq and is a predicted model, not a curated record. Gene Ontology annotation, molecular function: serine-type endopeptidase inhibitor activity. Gene Ontology annotation, biological process: hyaluronan metabolic process. The transcript has 18 exons. Bases 1 to 3549 code for a protein of 1182 amino acids.